AGAUAUCACUUAUUCAACGUGGAUGAUGUACAAUGUUCCUGGAAUGGUUCUGUGUGUACUGAUUUGUUGGUUUUAUCUAUGGCUGGUGCACAUUCGAUGCUCAAAAGUUAAGCACAAAUUGGAAUCGAAAGAAGAGAUUAAAACCAUUAUUUCGAAGCGAUACGCCAAGCUGGGCCCGAUGACAUGCCAUCAAAUAGAGGUCUUGACUCUUUUUCUUAUCUUGGUUAUCUUAUGGAUACUUCGAGACCCGAAGUUCAUUCCAGGAUGGUCCAAAGCCAUAGGAUCAGACACAAAAAUUGGGGAUUCUGUUCCAGCAAUUGCAAUAGCCUUUCUCAUGUUCUUCCUGCCAACGAAUCCCAAAGUCUGGACCAGCCGUCGAAUUCUAGCAUGGAAGACAGCUCAAAGAAAAGUGCCGUGGGGGAUCAUGUUGCUCAUUGGUGGUGGUUUUGCCUUGGCAGAUGGAGCUCAGAAAUCUGGGCUUGCAGAACUAUUGGGAAAUAAGCUAUCGUCUUUAUCUGUAAUGUCUCCCGGAGUUAUAGCAGCUGUUAUGUGCUUGAUGACGGCUGCGUUGACAGAAAUCCUUGCCAACAGCACUGUGGCAAUAAUUCUUCUUCCCAUUUUGAACCAAAUGGCUUUGUCUAUUAGGGUAAAUCCUCUGUUACUAAUGCUUCCGGCGACUGUAGCUUGCUCUUAUGCCUUUAUGUUACCUGUAGGUACACCUGCAAAUGCCAUUGCAUUUGAAAGCGGCAACAUGAAACCUCUGGACAUGGUAAAACCCGGACUUGUUAUAAACCUUGUUUCUUGUGCUGUACAACUCUUCAUGCUGAAUACACUCGGAAUGGAGAUGUUUAAUCUGAAUCAGUUUCCCGGCUGGGCAAAUGUAAACGGCAGCUCUACUAAUUUCUCGAAUGCAAACCAGGAUUGACUGUAGGUGUAGCUUCGCUGCAUAGCCUUUAACUACCUUGAACGUGACUACUUGAAAAUGUAAUUGUGUAAAUACUGUUAGAACA
Messenger RNA from Stegodyphus dumicola, 1010 nucleotides. RefSeq names its product Na(+)/citrate cotransporter-like. The record is from RefSeq and is a predicted model, not a curated record. Gene Ontology annotation, biological process: succinate transport; citrate transport; transmembrane transport. Gene Ontology annotation, molecular function: succinate transmembrane transporter activity; citrate transmembrane transporter activity. NCBI's taxonomy places the organism in Eukaryota, Metazoa, Arthropoda, Arachnida, Araneae, Eresidae. Gene Ontology annotation, cellular component: plasma membrane.